Messenger RNA from Rubroshorea leprosula, 482 nucleotides. The record is from the annotation of a GenBank genome assembly. NCBI's taxonomy places the organism in Eukaryota, Viridiplantae, Streptophyta, Magnoliopsida, Malvales, Dipterocarpaceae.
CCAAACCCCAAAAAUCAGAUUAUAUCAAUUCACAACCAGAUAAAACUACAUGAACAUGACAUAUUUUCUAUUUUCAUUUUUCAUUUGUUGGGUAUGGGCCAUUGCAUUUGGAGUAUAAGAAUGGAUUGGAUCCAGAUUCAGGGUGGUGUAGGAGAACAGAAUGAGAAAAAAUGGAAGUGCAACAAGGAAGCAGUCCCUGAUCACAAACACUGUAAGAGGCACAUACACAGGGGAAAGCACCGUUCAAGAAAGCUUGUAGAAGCUUGUCAAGCAGGCACUCCUAGAGCUAUUGCCAGCACCGACCACCCCAUUUCUCUGCCAGUAGAUAGCAGCAGCAACAGCAAUUGUCAUCCCAAAAGUGUUUUGCAACUGCAAUGGGGUUAUCUAAAAUCUCACCCUUCUUUGUGAUUUAAGGACUUUGGAAGAAAUGAGGAUGAUUUUUCAUGACUCAAUGUGUACGCUAAGAAAAAAUUUACGAUUUU